CCUUUUCUCCUCAUUCGGUUGUUUGGUAAACUUAACUUGUAAACAUGAGUGGAAGAGGAAAAGGAGGAAAGGGACUCGGUAAAGGAGGCGCCAAGCGUCACCGUAAAGUCCUCCGUGAUAACAUCCAGGGGAUCACCAAGCCCGCUAUCCGCCGUCUGGCUCGCCGUGGCGGAGUGAAGCGUAUCUCCGGUCUCAUCUACGAGGAGACCCGCGGGGUGCUCAAGGUGUUCCUGGAGAACGUCAUCCGUGACGCCGUCACCUACACCGAGCACGCCAAGAGAAAGACUGUGACCGCCAUGGAUGUGGUUUAUGCUCUCAAGAGACAGGGCCGCACUCUCUACGAGCAGAUUUCACUCAGAUCAGGCACAGAGACAAUGGCAAGAACCAAGCAGACCGCUCGUAAGUCCACCGGAGGCAAAGCCCCCAGGAAGCAGCUGGCCACCAAGGCAGCCCGUAAGAGCGCACCGGCUACCGGAGGCGUGAAGAAGCCUCAUCGUUACAGGCCCGGUACCGUGGCCCUGAGAGAGAUCCGUCGUUACCAGAAGUCCACCGAGCUGCUGAUCCGCAAGCUGCCCUUCCAGCGCCUGGUCCGUGAGAUCGCUCAAGACUUCAAGACCGACCUGCGCUUCCAGAGCUCCGCCGUCAUGGCUCUGCAGGAGGCCAGCGAGGCUUACCUCGUGGGUCUCUUCGAGGACACCAACCUGUGCGCCAUCAUCAACAUGUCUGGACGCGGAAAGGGAGGAAAGGGACUCGGUAAAGGAGGCGCCAAGCGUCACCGUAAAGUCCUUCGUGAUAACAUCCAGGGGAUCACCAAGCCCGCUAUCCGCCGUCUGGCUCGUCGUGGCGGAGUGAAGCGUAUCUCCGGUCUCAUCUACGAGGAGACCCGCGGGGUGCUCAAGGUGUUCUUGGAGAACGUCAUCCGUGACGCCGUCACCUACACCGAGCACGCCAAGAGAAAGACUGUGACCGCCAUGGAUGUGGUUUAUGCUCUCAAGAGACAGGGCCGCACUCUCUACGGCUUCGGAGGUUAA
This is a messenger RNA of Notolabrus celidotus (New Zealand spotty), 1031 nucleotides long. RefSeq lists its product as uncharacterized. Gene Ontology annotation, molecular function: structural constituent of chromatin; protein heterodimerization activity; DNA binding. Lineage: Eukaryota; Metazoa; Chordata; Actinopteri; Labriformes; Labridae. Gene Ontology annotation, biological process: nucleosome assembly. The record is from RefSeq and is a predicted model, not a curated record. Gene Ontology annotation, cellular component: nucleosome. Bases 45 to 1031 code for a protein of 328 amino acids. The transcript is spliced from 4 exons.